AUGGUCUUCAAGCUUGCUGUCGCUACUGUGGCUCUCGCUGCCGCUGCCGGAGCUGCCAACGUCAAGCGUGUUGCUUGCCCGGACGGCAAGAACACUGCAAGCAAUGAAGCUUGCUGUGUCUUCUUUGCCCUCAGAGACGACCUUCAGAACAAUCUUUUCCAAAACGAGUGUGGUGAAGAGGUUCAUGAAGUCGUUCGUCUGACUUUCCACGACGCUGUUGGCUUCUCGAACAGCGGUAAAUUCACCGGAGGUGGCGCGGAUGGUUCAAUCCUUCUCUUCGGGGACACCGAGACCAACUUCGCCGCUAACAACGGCACCGAUGAAGCGGUCGACGAUCUCGCACCUUUCCUUCAGACUCACAACGUCACUGCAGGUGACCUGAUUCAGUUCGGAGCUGCUGUUGGUUUAACGAACUGCCCUGGUGCGCCUCAAUUGCAGUUCCUCGCCGGUCGUCCGAAUGCCACUGCACCUGCACAGGACGGCACCGUCCCGGAGCCUCAGGACAGCGUCGACGACAUUCUCGCCCGCUUCUCCGACGUCGGCAUCAACUCUGACGAAGUCAUUCACCUCCUCGCUAGCCACACUAUCGCUCGUUCAGACACGCUCGUCCCGAACCACGAUGCAGUACCAUUCGACUCGACUCCCUUCACUUUCGACACUCAGAUCUUCUUGGAAGUCCUGCUCAAGGGUGUCGGCUUGCCCUUCAACGAGACCAGCAGCAUUCCAGGCGCUGAAGUCGACUCUCCUAUCCCUGACUCGGGCGAAAUGCGGCUGCAGUCCGACUUCGCCUUGGCGCGUGACUCGCGCACGGCGUGCGAAUGGCAGAGCAUGGUUGACAACCAGCAGCUUAUGAUGAACAACUUCCGCUCCGCAAUGAUGAAGCUCGCAGUUAUCGGCCAAGACACUAACAGUCUUGUAGACUGCUCUGAAGUCAUCCCAGCCCCCUUGCCUCCUGUCAACAAGCCCGCUUCGUUCCCCGCCGGCACCGACCAGACCGACGUCCAGCAGGCAUGCACAGCUACGGCGUUCCCAACUCUUAGCGCUGACUCCGGCCCCGAGACCUCCAUCCCUGCCUGCCCUGAUGGCGGCUCUGACGCAGACAACUGCUCUUAA
Molecule: messenger RNA, 1113 nt
Organism: Fomitiporia mediterranea MF3/22
Lineage: Eukaryota; Fungi; Basidiomycota; Agaricomycetes; Hymenochaetales; Hymenochaetaceae
Gene: FmMnP9l
Product: manganese peroxidase 2
Exons: 3
Coding region: 1-1113 (370 amino acids)
Biological process (GO): hydrogen peroxide catabolic process; cellular response to oxidative stress; response to reactive oxygen species
Molecular function (GO): peroxidase activity; heme binding
Source: RefSeq, a predicted model, not a curated record